GCACAAAAAAUAAAUAAAUGAAUAAAAGAAAAUAUAAAAACGAUGAAGGCCAAAGCCCGUCAUCAUCGGAUUCUCAAGAUCAAGUGAUCAUAAAUAUGCCACCAGCCGCUGAAAACGCCCAUGUUGUGUAUCUGCCAGAUGCGAAUUUAGGCGCCACUGAGACGGAGAAUCCUGUGAGUUCUGACCAGGUGAAAUCUCCAUCGAGUUCGGAUCAAAUGUUGGGCAAGCGUGUGACUUUCGAUAUAGAUGAUGCGCCCAGUACGAGUAGCCAGUCCGCAGAAAAGAGACAACAGCUGUUAACUGAGGAUCCUCAGACCAAGAUAUCUAUCCCCGUCAGGGUAGAAACCCCUAAGCAGUUGCAUAAGGUACUGCUCUAUUACUUCUCCCGCAAUGUGGAUGGCAUUGAAGGGCGCCAGGAAUGCCGUCCAGCUGUUUUUCUACCAGUUCCGCAAUACUGCGAACUGGGCACUCAGACGGCUGAGUUAAUAUCAAAACCACGACGAUUCCGUUUGGAUCUGACCACCGUUAGAACAGAUCGAAACCGAGCGCCAUGCGAAAGAUCCCAGCACACGAUCACCAUCAGUGGCAACAAUCUACCGCCCAAUCCUCCCCAGCUUCGGCAAACGAUAUGUGCACGAAUUGGUCGCUCAAUUGGCGAUUGUUUUGGAGCCUUCUGCCUAUGUCUGCAGGUCAACAAGGACUGUGUCUUCUGUCUGGGCUUCUUUGUGGCCUUCGUGGUCAGUUGCAGCUUCCUCACGGCCUUCUUCUACCGAACCCUCAGCUUCACCGCAUCACCUGUCCGGGUGGCUGCCAGUCCAGUGAGUGGCACCUCGCACUACGAACUGGCCACUCUGAGGUUCAACGGGGCUUACUACUAUAUCUACAAUAGUAACCAACAAAAAUUUAUGUAGCCCAAUUGGUUUUGAGUUUUAUUGGUGUGGGUCUAUGGAGUUUAUUGAUUCAAAUCAAA
Drosophila suzukii is the source of this 970-nucleotide messenger RNA. RefSeq lists its product as uncharacterized. NCBI's taxonomy places the organism in Eukaryota, Metazoa, Arthropoda, Insecta, Diptera, Drosophilidae. The record is from RefSeq and is a predicted model, not a curated record.